Messenger RNA from Pelmatolapia mariae (spotted tilapia), 9070 nucleotides. RefSeq names its product calcium channel, voltage-dependent, N type, alpha 1B subunit, a (gene cacna1ba). Lineage: Eukaryota; Metazoa; Chordata; Actinopteri; Cichliformes; Cichlidae. Gene Ontology annotation, cellular component: voltage-gated calcium channel complex; membrane; neuronal cell body. The transcript is spliced from 50 exons. Bases 525 to 7607 code for a protein of 2360 amino acids. Gene Ontology annotation, biological process: chemical synaptic transmission; calcium ion import across plasma membrane. The record is from RefSeq and is a predicted model, not a curated record. Gene Ontology annotation, molecular function: high voltage-gated calcium channel activity.
GUCACAGCGGUCAGCAGUGAUUAAGAAAAGAAAUGCGGCUGUUUACAGACAUUAUCUGGUGGAAAACAGGUUUACUCACUGUGACAUUUCGCGUUUUUUCCCUCUGCUGUAUUCUCUUGUCUUGAGGUGGCUGUCUUUUAGACACGGUGUUCCGCUGUCUCCGCAUCCUCUAGCAUGAACUUGUAGCGUUGACGCCAGUAUAAAAGCUACCUGCGAGGACGUGGGCAGUCCGCCAUGAAAAUGAUGCAUCAUGGAAUGUGAGCGUCUAAACUUUAAGCAACAAUUCCACGCCGCGGAGAGUAAAAACAUGGAGGUGAGGCAAUAACCGACUGAGGCUGAUGAAAAAGAGCCUCCCUCAGCUCGUUUUUUUUUUUGUGAAUGUUUGACUCUGCUGGUCGUGGCCGACACACGCACCCAAAGGACCUGCAGGGGGACGGGACGUCAGUGUGUGUGGUGAUGCUUCUUCUCUAUUUUUUUUCUGGUGUCAGUUUUGGUUUCUCCAGCAAGGUCUGCGCUAUUCCGCAAUGGCUCGAUUUGAAGACGAACUGUCCAGCCGCUAUGGAGGCGGCUGUCCCGCGGCCCCUGCCAGGGGGGGCAGCCGGCAGCCGGGGCCUCCGGGUGGCCAGAGGAUGUACAAGCAGACGAUGGCCCAGAGAGCCAGGACCAUGGCCAUUUACAACCCAAUUCCAGUCAAACAGAACUGCCUCACCGUCAACCGCUCUUUGUUCAUCUUCAGCGAGGAUAAUGUAAUACGGAAAUAUGCCAAAAAGAUCACCGAAUGGCCUCCAUUUGAGUACAUGAUCUUGGCCACUAUUAUAGCAAACUGCAUUGUGCUGGCGUUGGAACAACACCUACCGGCCUCAGACAAAACCCCAAUGUCAGAGCGUUUGGAUGACACAGAGCCCUACUUUAUUGGAAUAUUUUGCUUUGAGGCUGGCAUCAAGAUCAUUGCCCUGGGCUUUGCCUUCCACAAAGGCUCCUACCUGCGUAAUGGCUGGAAUGUAAUGGACUUUGUGGUGGUCCUAACAGGGAUCCUGGCCACUGUGGGGGCUGACUUUGAUCUGAGAACAUUGAGGGCGGUGAGAGUGCUGCGACCACUCAAACUUGUCUCCGGGAUUCCAAGUCUUCAGGUGGUUUUAAAGUCCAUCAUGAAAGCUAUGGUACCACUGUUGCAGAUUGGCCUGCUGCUCUUCUUUGCCAUCCUCAUGUUUGCCAUCAUCGGGCUUGACUUCUACAUGGGGAAAUUUCAUCGCACCUGUUUCCGGAUUAACACAAGUGAGCAGACGGCAGAUUUCCCCUGUGGCUAUGAAGCUCCAGCAAGGACCUGUCCCAACGGCACUGUCUGUAGGGAGUAUUGGAUCGGACCUAAUUUUGGCAUUACCAAUUUUGACAACAUCCUCUUCGCUGUUCUCACCGUUUUCCAGUGUAUUACAAUGGAGGGAUGGGUGGAUAUCCUCUACAAUGCCAAUGAUGCCUCAGGGAACAUGUGGAACUGGCUGUACUUCAUCCCUCUCAUCAUCAUCGGCUCUUUCUUCAUGCUCAACCUGGUGCUAGGUGUGCUGUCAGGGGAAUUUGCGAAGGAGAGAGAGCGUGUGGAGAAGAGGCAAGAAUUCUUGAAGCUUCGCCGACAACAGCAAAUAGAGAGAGAGUUAACUGGGUACCUGGAGUGGAUCUGCAAAGCGGAAGAAGUGAUGCUGGCUGAGGAAGACAAGAACGCAGAAGAGAAAUCUUUGGAUGGAGCAUGGUACAAACGAAAACACAACAACUCUGUGCUAAAACGGACCAGGAAGAGUAAGAAUGAUCUCAUCAAUGCAGAGGAAGGGGAGGACCACUUUACUGACAUCUCAUCUGUUGGGUCGCCAUAUGCUCGGGCAAGUGUGAAGAGCAAGAAUGAGAGUUCAUCUUACUUCAGGAGGAAAGAGAAGAGGAUUCGCUUCACCAUCCGGCAUCUGGUUAAAUCCCAGAGCUUCUACUGGACAGUGUUAUGUCUGGUUGGCCUAAAUACACUGUGUGUAGCUAUAGUACACUAUGACCAGCCUGAGUGGCUUACCUAUGCACUAUACCUUGCGGAGUUUGUAUUUUUGGGCCUGUUCCUGGUGGAGAUGUCCAUGAAAAUGUAUGGUCUUGGACCCCAGAACUACUUUCACUCCUCUUUCAACUGUUUUGACUUCGGGGUGAUCAUUGGCAGUAUUUUUGAGGUGGUCUGGGCAGCCAUGAAGCCCGGGGCUUCAUUUGGAAUCAGUGUCCUGCGAGCACUGAGGCUGCUCCGGAUCUUCAAAGUCACCAAGUACUGGAACUCAUUAAGGAACCUUGUGGUAUCCCUACUCAACUCCAUGAAGUCCAUUAUUAGCCUGCUGUUUUUGCUCUUCCUCUUCAUCGUGGUCUUUGCUCUGCUGGGUAUGCAGCUCUUUGGUGGCCAGUUUAAUUUUGAAGACGAAACACCGACAACCAAUUUUGACACAUUCCCAGCAGCCAUUCUCACCGUCUUCCAGAUCCUAACUGGAGAGGACUGGAACGCAGUCAUGUACCAUGGGAUUGAAUCCCAGGGGGGUGUGCAUGGGGGAAUGUUCUCUUCCAUUUAUUUCAUCGUACUUACUCUCUUUGGAAAUUACACCCUCCUCAAUGUGUUCUUGGCCAUUGCUGUUGAUAAUCUUGCAAAUGCCCAGGAGCUCACUAAGGAUGAAGAGGAGCAAGAGGAGGCUAUCAAUAAGAAACUUGCCCUCCAGAAGGCCAAGGAGGUAAAGGAAGUCAGCCCCAUGUCAGCCGCUAACAUUUCCAUCACAGCGAGUUAUGUCUGCACCCCAGUCCAUCACUACCUGAGUAAGGAGCAGCAGAGGUCAGUGAAGACGAUGUCGGUGUGGGAACAAAGGGCCAGCCAACUGAGAAAACAGAACCGUGCAAGCUGUGAGGCGCUGUACAGUGAGCUAACUUCAGAAGAGCGACUGCACAUAUCGUCAGCCCUACACAUGCGGCCAGACAUGAAGACUCACCUUGACCGGCCGUUGGUUGUUGAGCCCCACGAUGGCAGCAACCAGCACUACCACAAGAAGACUUGCUUGCCAGAGGAGGCUGACACUGCCACGGACCCACCUCCCUCUGUGCCUCACCAGCCCCGCCAUCACCACUACCACCGAGACAGAGAACGAAAACAGGAAACCAAUGAUAAUGGUGAUAGCACUAAAGAUGGGAGGCAUCACAUCCAUCACAGCCGCUCCAAAGACCAUGACAGCAGCCGGGACAAACGGGGGAAGAGUGAGAGGUCCCACAGCCGGGAAGGAGGCAGGAAGCACCGCCAUCAGUGUGCAGUGGAUGACAGUGGAGGUUGGGGGAACGUAGGCGAGAGAGAUCACCACCAUCAUCAUUCACACCGGCAGUCCCGAGGUGGCAACGGGACAGUGACUAGUGGAGGGAGGGGAGAGCGAAGAUCUCGCCACAAAGAUGGACAUUUGUCUAACAGGAAUGGAGAUAGGAAUUCCAGAGGAGGCAGUGGUGCCAGUGGAGAGAGAAGAAGGCAUCGCAUUCACGGAUCCAGGGGACACUCCACUGAGUCUAACGACAGAGAGAAGACCCAUAGUCAGAGGUUUGGCGAUUCAGAGGGUGAGUCCUUGGCUAUCACCCCCCAGCAAGGCUCUGGGGGCACUAGCUGGCCUCCUGACCAUAUAGAAGACUCAGAUAACCAGAGGAAUGUCAGACGAACUGGGCAAACCUCCAUCCAGAUUCCUCCUGUGACUAUCACCUCCCCACCUGGAGAGACCACGCUAAUACAAAUGAACAGUAUUGAUUGUGAAACAGUGCCCAUAAAUGAGAAGACCCUGGAGGAUCUAGGCCCAAGUGGGCCUAAACCCAUCCUGCCUUACAGUUCAAUGUUCAUCUUUGGACAGACCAAUCCGGUGAGGCGGUUGUGUCACUAUAUUGUGACUCUGCGUUAUUUUGAGAUGUCCAUCCUGGUUGUCAUUGCGAUGAGCAGUAUUGCUCUGGCAGCAGAGGACCCUGUCUGGACUAAUGCACCCCGCAACAAUGUGCUCAAAUAUCUGGACUAUGCCUUUACUGGUGUUUUCACUUUUGAAAUGGUGAUCAAGAUGGUAGACCUGGGGCUAUUGCUUCAUCCUGGAUCCUACUUCAGAGACCUGUGGAACAUCCUGGACUUCAUAGUGGUCAGUGGGGCACUGGUGGCAUUUGCUUUUUCGAGCUUCAUGGGUAGAUUGCAACAAGGUGUGACCAGGGGAACCAAAGGCAAGGACAUCAGCACUAUCAAGUCAUUGAGGGUUCUUCGAGUUCUCAGGCCUCUGAAGACCAUCAAGCGCCUGCCAAAACUCAAGGCGGUGUUUGACUGUGUGGUUAACUCUCUGAAGAAUGUGCUGAACAUCCUCAUUGUUUACAUCCUCUUCAUGUUUAUCUUUGCCGUCAUCGCAGUUCAGCUCUUCAAGGGGAAAUUCUUUUAUUGCACUGAUGAGUCCAAAGGCCUGGAGAAAGACUGCAAAGGACAAUUCCUAGAUUAUGACAAAGACGAGGUGGCCGCCAUGCCCAGAGAGUGGAAAAAGUAUGAGUUCCAUUAUGACAAUGUGCUGUGGGCUUUUUUGACCCUCUUCACUGUCUCGACCGGGGAGGGCUGGCCAACUGUUCUGAAGCACUCCGUGGAUGCCACCUUUGAAGACCAGGGUCCCAGUCCAGGCUAUCGGAUAGAAAUGUCAAUCUUCUACGUGGUCUACUUUGUCGUUUUCCCCUUCUUCUUUGUCAACAUCUUUGUUGCUCUGAUCAUCAUCACCUUCCAGGAACAAGGAGACAAGGCCUUGUCUGAGUGCAGCCUGGAAAAAAAUGAGAGGGCAUGUAUUGACUUUGCCAUAAACGCCAAACCGCUAACACGUUACAUGCCUGAGAACACACAGUCCUUCCAGUACAGGAUGUGGAAGUUUGUGGUGUCAGCUCCGUUUGAGUACUCCAUCAUGAUCAUGAUUGCGCUCAACACCGUGGUACUCAUGAUGAAGUUCUAUGGAGCUCCAGAGUUCUAUGAAGCAAUGCUAAAGAACCUCAACAUAGUGUUCACCACUCUCUUCUCUCUGGAAUGUAUUCUCAAGAUCAUUGCUUUUGGGCCAUUGAACUACCUAAAGGAUGCUUGGAACGUGUUUGACUUUGUGACAGUGUUGGGAAGCAUUACUGACAUCCUGGUGACGGAAAUCAAUACUACGGACAGGCUGCUCAACCUGAGCUUUCUGAGGCUCUUUAGAGCUGCUCGACUCAUCAAGCUGCUGAGGCAGGGAUACACCAUCCGCAUUUUGCUGUGGACCUUUGUUCAGUCUUUUAAGGCCCUGCCUUAUGUUUGUCUACUGAUUGCCAUGCUGUUCUUUAUCUACGCCAUCAUUGGAAUGCAGGUGUUUGGCAACAUUGAGCUGAAUGAGGAUACAGCUAUAAAUCACCACAACAACUUCCGCACAUUCCUUCAGGCUCUCAUGCUACUGUUCAGGAGUGCAACUGGAGAGGCUUGGCAUGAGAUCAUGUUAUCGUGCUUGAGUCACCGUACAUGUGAUGAGCGAUCAGGGACCCACGGAAAAGAGUGUGGCAGCGAUUUUGCCUAUUUCUACUUUGUCUCUUUCAUUUUUCUCUGCUCUUUCCUGAUGCUGAACCUGUUUGUGGCUGUCAUAAUGGAUAACUUUGAGUAUCUGACCAGAGACUCGUCCAUCCUGGGGCCUCAUCACCUCGAUGAGUUUAUCCGGGUUUGGGCUGAGUACGACCCAGCUGCGUGUGGCCGUAUCAAGUACCUCGAUAUGUAUCAGAUGCUGCUCCACAUGUCCCCACCCUUAGGUUUGGGAAAGAAAUGUCCGCCAAGAGUCGCCUACAAGCGCCUCGUCAAAAUGAAUAUGCCUAUUGCUGAUGACAACACAGUUCACUUUACCUCCACUCUGAUGGCACUGAUUCGCACAGCACUGGAGAUCAAGUUGGCGUCAGGAAUGGUAGCCCAGCGAUUAUGUGAUGCAGAGUUAAAAAAGGAAUUGUCCACAGUGUGGCCCAACCUUUCCCAAAAGACCAUGGACCUGUUGGUGACGCCACAUAAACCCAAUGAGCUCACAGUAGGGAAGGUUUAUGCAGCCUUGAUGAUCUUUGACUACUAUAAGCAGAAUCGAGCUAGGAGACUGCAGCAGCAACAGAGCGCUUCGGGCUCCCAGUGCAAGGUCGGGGCUCUAUUUAAGCCAUUGCUGCCUCUGACUCACAUACAGGAGAAAGACCUCCCUAAGAUGUUAAACAGUGUGGAGCCUCCCAGCAUGCUUAGGUACCAGCCUAAAUCCCAUGCCAAGUCUCAGCCACAGACCAGACCUAGCUCCAACUCCCUCAACAAUGGAGGCACUCUGCCAAGUCAAGAUCACACCAUCAAGCCGUCAUCUUCCUGGGUGAUCGAUAAACCCAAAGAAGUGCCAUGGGCUAAGAAUAAGAGAACAAUGUCCCGGGGCCCAUCUGAGGAAACUCCAGACACUGCCAUCAAUCAGGAGUCGGUAGAGAUGAAGAAGAUGGAGACCAGUGUGAGCAGUAGAAUUCCAUUCACUGGCUCCGGUCUGGAAAACCAGGGCCGAGCUGCUUCGAUGCCUAGACUCAAUACUGAGCUGCAGUCUGUCCCUGAUGCCAGCCCUAUGAAGCGCUCAGCCUCAACUGUGACCCCACAGCGGCCCCAAGAGGUCAACUUAAGGGACUACACCCUGGAAAAACCAAGCCAGGAGAGACCCCACCACCAUCACCAUCACCGACGCUGCCACCACCGUAGAGACCGAGACAGAGAUAGAGACAGAGAGAACAGACAGAGGUCUUUAGAUGCACCUUUGGCAGGUCAACCUCCCGGUUCUGCUGGUGCAGUGGGUGAGCCAGCAUCGGAAACAACAGCCUCCAGAGAGCGAGCCCACGACCGUGGACGCUCCCAUGAAAGGAAACACCAUCAUUCCUCUGCAGACAAACAGCGCUACUACUCCUGUGACCGCUACUGCAGCCGGGGACAGUGCCACUCGAAAUCUUCCACCGCCAGCUGUGCCGCCUCUCCAAGUGAAGGGCUGGAAACCAGCAACAAGCAGGGCAGUGGUUGGGUUAAAGGCAGCCCAGUGGCACUGAGCUCCAAUACUAGCACGCCAAGCCGUGGACGUCGGCAGCUCCCCAAGAUCCCCCACACCCCGCGACCCGGGGUGGCUUACAAGACUGCCAAUUCCUCUCCUGUGCAUUUUGUGUCCAGCCAGACCUCUCUGAGUCCCGGCCGGCUAAGCCGUGGCCUCUCAGAGCACAAUGGCCUCCGUUACAGUGGCUCUCACCACUUCCCCUGCCCCGUCACUCGUAUCAGCUCAGAGCCCUUCCUGGGCCAGGGCCAGGGCAAGGCCCUGGGUAGCCUCUAUGGCAGCCUCCGGGACCAGCUGCAAGUCUUCCAGGAUAUGGCGGCGCUGUCUCCCAGCCCCUGUGCUGGACACUCCUCUUGGAACGCACUGCCUCGCAUGAUGGGAGCCUUGUCUCCUGCUCAACAACAGAACCUUGGUAUGCCCAAUGGGUACCACAUCAGCUUUGGGGGUAGCACCAGCCCAGGCUCUGGCGUCAGGGCACCCAGGUGUUACCAGGAGGCAGUGAAGGAUGAAUGGUGCUAGCAUGGCUUUAAACAAACCUUUUUAAUGCAUUUUUGAGGAAUUGUGAUGAGUUUUAUCAUCUUCUUUGAAGGCUUUAGUUUACAUCAUCACUGUGUGUGUUUAAUGCUUUAUUGUAAUCCUAACUUGGAGAUCUUAAGUUAUGGAGAACAUCUGGGGAGAAUGCUUUAAGGGGGUAAUAUUUGAAUGUGAAUAGAAAAGUAUCCUCUUUAUCAAAGCGCUUGUAGCAGAAAAGCAGACUUUUUGUCAAUAUCAGAUGUCUUUCAGUGCCUGUUCUUGAUUUGCUAUUGACACCACCAUACUGAUCCUCAAGCAACUUUCCAUAUAAUAUAUAUAUAAUAAAAUAUAUUGAGGUAAUAACUCGGUGUACUUGUAAAUGGUAAAUGACCUGGUUCUUCUCAAAUAGCGCUUUUCUACUCUGCCCGAGCAUUUAAAGCAUAUAGCAGUUAUACAACUUACCGCAUUCACCCAUUCAUACUUUUGCUUUUUUCCUAUGCUUUUUGUAUGCAAGUGCUUUCUAUCUAACAUUCCCUCCAAUAGAUCCUUGGGAGAGCAACUUAGUGCUAGUAUCGUGCCCAAAGAUAUUUGGCAUGCAGAUUGGAACAGCCACAGAUCAAAACGCAAACCCUUCUGCUUUACAGAUGACCCGCUCUGCCUCUUGAGCUAUAGCACCCUCUUAGUAAUAUAUACUAAUUUAUUCUGCUGCUUCAUUUCUUGUUGUUUGUUAUUGCUGAUCUGUUAUCCUAGACAAGAUUCAGUUUAUUUUUGUUGUUGUUGUUUUUGUUUUUUUUAAUGCUCCACUAAUUUAUUAUCUAGUCUGUAGUUGUGCCUGCUGCCAAACAGGUAGUGCUCAAUGAGUUUAACAGAUAACUGCUUAAUGCUCGUCAAUGAGAGCCACGAGACCCAAUGCUCAACUGUAGUGUAUACACAAAAGAUGGACAGGCUUGCUUAGCAACUCUACACACAUUAUUCACAUUAUUAUUUAAUGUGAAUAAUAAUAAUAAUAAUACUAAUCAUUUGCUGUGGUUAUUUUAUACAGUUUUACAAAAUAUCAGCCACAUGUUCAGAAUUCAAAUUAAUAACAACAAGCAAUUCAGCUGAACUUAAAGAACACAAAGCAUGAACUGAAAGGCCUAAGCAAAUGCACAUUUGCACAUGCAUGCUCAUAGCCAUAUGCCAAGAUAUGCCAUGCAAUUAGCAUAGAAGCUCCUCUCGAUGAGUGAAGAUAAGCUAAACCACAGGGCGGUACAAAUAUGUUUGUAACAACAAACCUAAUCAGACACUUAAAUCUUCUCCACCAAGCUGAACAUAGACAUUUUAAAGAAGUUAACAGAGGCAAAGUGGCUAGGAUUAAAGUAGAGCUGGGCGAUAUAAGAUUUUUUCAUAUCACGAUAUAUUUUUUUCAUUUCAGGCGAUAACGAUAUAUAUCACGAUAUAAGCCAAAUAACUAUAUUUGUAAGAUUCAA